AUGAGAACGCUCUAUUUCGACGAUCUCUUCACCGGCAGCGAAUGGCUGCGCGCGGUCCGGGUCGAGAUCGACGAAAUAGGCUCGGUCGUCACGGUGACCGGCGAUGCCGAGCCGUCGGGUUGCGAGCACCUCGCUGGCUGCGUGGUGCCGGGGAUGCCCAACCUCCAUUCCCACGCCCAUCAACGGGCGAUGGCCGGGCUGGCCGAGCGCUCGGGACCCGGCGAGGAUUCGUUUUGGACCUGGCGCGAGCUGAUGUACCGCAACGUCUUGCGCAUCCGUCCAGAGCAGCUCGAAGCCAUCGCCGCCCAGCUCUACGUCGAGCUGCUCGAAGCGGGUUACACGGCGGUGGGCGAAUUUCAAUACCUGCACCACGAUUCGGCUGGCCGGCCGUAUGCCGAGCCCGCUGAGAUGUCGCUGCGUUGCCUGUCGGCGGCCAGGGACAUGGGCAUCGGCCUUACCCUCCUGCCCGUGCUCUACCAGGACGGCGGCUUCGGAGGCCGGCCUUCGGGCGACGGCCAACGCCGCUUCCUCAACGACGCCGAGGGAUUUCUGGGGAUCGUCGGGCGUUUGCAGCAAGAGACCGACCAGCAGACGGCGGUGGGCAUCGCGCCACAUUCAUUGCGAGCGGUCGGCGAGGAACUGCUGGGCGAAGUCUUGGCGGCCUGGGGCGAGCGCGGGCCGAUCCACAUCCACGUUGCUGAGCAGCUCCCCGAAGUCGAGGACUGCCUGGCCUGGAGCGGCCAGCGGCCGGUCGAGUGGCUGUUUGAUCGGGCGGCGGUCGACGAGCUGUGGUGUCUGAUCCACGCCACCCACCUCGACGACGACGAGCUGUCCAGGUUGGCGGCCAGCGGCGCGGUGGUUGGCUUGUGCCCGACUACCGAGGCCAAUCUCGGCGAUGGCCUUUUUCGCGCGGUCGAGUAUCUGCGUGUCGGCGGCCGUCUGGGGAUCGGCUCCGACAGCCACAUCUCUACGAGCCCGGCCGAGGAGCUGCGCUGGCUGGAGUACGGCCAACGCUUGCGGCACCAUGGCCGCAAUCUACUGACCGGCGGUCGUGACCGCUCGACCGGUCGCAGCCUCUAUCAACAGGCCCUAGCCGGCGGUGCCCAAGCCUGUGGCCGACCGAUCGGCCGUAUCGCCCCGGGUUGCCGGGCCGAUCUGGUGGUGCUGGACACCGACCACCCGCUGCUCGCCGGACGGCGCGGCGACGCCUGGCUCGACAGUUGGAUCUUUGCCGGCAAUCAGGUGCGAUCCGUCAGGUCAUAG
Nerophis lumbriciformis (worm pipefish) is the source of this 1263-nucleotide messenger RNA. The record is from RefSeq and is a predicted model, not a curated record. Lineage: Eukaryota; Metazoa; Chordata; Actinopteri; Syngnathiformes; Syngnathidae.